This is a messenger RNA of Stegodyphus dumicola, 1341 nucleotides long. RefSeq names its product increased sodium tolerance 1-like protein (gene Ist1). Gene Ontology annotation, biological process: protein transport. The record is from RefSeq and is a predicted model, not a curated record. NCBI's taxonomy places the organism in Eukaryota, Metazoa, Arthropoda, Arachnida, Araneae, Eresidae.
GUGUGUGGAAAAGGUGCAGGUAUUCCACCUGUUCCUUCAGUACAGCCCAGUGGCCCUUAUCCAGGACCAGUUGCAAAUCCAAAUCAUAUUGGAUUUAAUAUAGAUGGUCCUGCACCUCCAUAUGAGAGUGUAGUUGGAGGCAAACCACCAUUUAAUGCCUCACCAUUUGCUCCUACGCCACAACCAAGAACAAAAUUUCCUGUGGAUACACUUCCUGAAUUACCAUCAGUUCCAAGUUCUGUGUUACCUGAUUUAGGGGAUACAAAUAAUGGAGAAAAUGAUGUUGAUUUUGACGAUUUAGCAAAAAGGUUUGAAGAGCUUAAGAAACGCAAAUGACAUUUUAUGGGCUACAUAUAUUUUAGUCUUAUGUCUGAGAUAAGAAAAUGCUAUUUUUUCUAACACUGAAACUGUUUGAAUAACAAAGUCUAUGCGAGUUAUUUUCUGGAAAAUAUAACAAUACUUAAUUUACUGUCAUGUUUCCUCCUGAAAAUCGUUUAUGUAUCUGCAUUUUUUAAAUAGUUAGAAGUAGGAUGCAUGAUAUGAAUUGUAGCUAGGCUAAUUUUUUAAAUGUAAUAAUGUAAAUGUGUAUAGUUUUUGAGGAAUUUAAGGAAAAUUUUGCUAUAUUAUGGAUAAAUUUUCCUUUCCUUAAAAUGCAAAUAUAAAAAUUGCUAAAGCUUAUUUGAAAGUAUUAACAUGAUAUAAGAUAUUUUAUACCUAAUUUUUCUCCUGUACUAUAUAAGUAGUCAAUGUCAUAGGUCAAGGUUAUAUGUCAGUAAGUAUUUAUAUUAGAAAUUUAUUUUAUGCAGUUAUAUAGAAAAUCUUUGAGUCAUUAUAUAACGAAGCAAUUUUAAGUGUUUAAUCUUCCCUUAAAAUAGUAUAUUAUUGACUUGACUUCCUGUUAAAAAAAGUCAUUUGCACAGAUGUAGAAUGUCACAAAAAUUAUUGUCAAUUUUUCUUUCUACUACGACAAAACUAUUUUUUAAAGUUUCAAUUUUAAAAUCAGAUUGAUUGUAAUUUAAAUCAGAAAAUAAACAGGUGAAGUAAAAAAAUAAUAUUCAUUCUGCACUAUUAUUAUUGUGUGAUUAUGUUUAGUAGUAAUGGAUGAUGAUUAUGUUUGCUAACAAUGAAUAUGAUAGAGUGAUCUAUGUUAAUAUAAGCCCUGUAGAAUGACUGCAAAAUAGGGACACUGAAAAUGCAUUUCCCGCAAUUCUUCUGGAGAGAUGUGGUAAGGGAAGAAUGAUACAAAACUUUUGAUGCUAUUUGCUGGAGUAUUCUUGAUCAAAACGGGAAUAACAUUAAGAAAUAACAAUUGAGGGUUUUGCAAUAAAAAAAAAAAAAAAA